GGAGGGGUGUGGGGGAGCGCUGCCCGCCGCCCGCCGCCCCCCGCCCUGCGCUGAUCUCCCCUCCCUCGCUCCGUCCCUCCGCUCCGCUCCGCUCGGCUCUCCGCCUGCCCCGCCCCGCCCCGCGGGAGGAGUGCGGGCUCAGCCCGCCGCCCCGCCGCUCUCGCUUGCGUUUUAUGACGGUCGCUGCCUCCCCAGAAGUUGGGGCCGGCCGUGGCGGCCGCUCGCUGAGGCGCUCCCAUGGUGCCGGCGCCCGCCGUGGGGGGGGCACGUCCGCUGCCGCCCGCCGCGCCGCCGAAACUUGGGGGAAGUUUCCGAGCGAGUCGUGGUUGGAUUUUGUGCAAGGGAUCCGCUGUGUGGGACUGUGGUCCUGUGGGGGAAGGUGAUACAGAGCUGCAUGGAGAACGCUGGAGAGAAGACUGGUUGUGGUUUGGUUUGGGACCAAACUUUACCUGUUCUGCCAAGAAUAAGAAAGAUCUGAUGCGAGGACUGAGAGAAGAGCCAUUAAAAGGUGCUGGGAUGGCUGGAGAAGGUUGUGAUCUGCAGUCGAGCUGAAGGAGGCGUGAGGCAUUGUCCAUCCCCUGCUGACAUUUGAGAGUUAGGAGUAUGGAUCUUUGGCAUCUGCUGUUUACUUUGGCACUGAUCUGUGCAAAUGACUCCCUUUCUGCAGGUGAUGACCUCUUGCAAUGGCCUCAAAUCAGCAAAUGCAGAUCACCUGAAAUGGAGACAUUUUCAUGUUUUUGGACUGCUGGAAAUCUUUAUAACCUCACUGUUCCAAGAAUACUACAGCUGUUGUACAAGAAGAGUAAUGAGGAAGACUGGAAAGAAUGCCCUGAUUAUAUCACUUCAGGACAAAAUAGUUGUUACUUCAAUGCAUCCUACACCUCUGUGUGGACACCAUAUUGUGUUCAACUUGCCAGUAAAAAUGAAGUAUAUGAUAAAAAAUGUUUCAGUGUUGAUGAAAUAGUACUACCUGAUCCCCCUGUCCACCUUAACUGGACUCUGCUAAAUACUAGUGAGACUGGGAUCCAUGGGGAUAUCCAGGUAAGAUGGGAUCCACCACCAACAGCAGAUGUUCGGAAGGGAUGGAUUACUCUGGAAUAUGAAUUGCAGUACAAAGAAGUUAAUGAGACAAAAUGGAAGGAGUUAAAACCCAGGCUCUCAACAAUGGUUCCACUGUACUCUCUGAAGACAGCAAGAGAUUAUGAGAUACGAAUCCGAUCAAGACAACGAACUUCUGAAAAAUUCGGGGAGUUCAGUGAAAUCCUCUAUGUAUCAUUUUCUCAAAUAGGCAUUGGAUGUGAUCAUUGUACAGAAGAAGUUGAGUUUCCAUGGUUCUUAGUAGUUGUCUUUGGAGUGUGUGGGCUGGCUGUAACAGUGAUCUCAAUCAUGCUGUCUAAACAACCAAGGUUAAAAAUGCUUAUUUUUCCUCCUGUGCCAGUUCCAAAGAUUAAAGGGAUUGACCCAGAUCUUUUGAAGAAAGGAAAGCUAGAUGAAGUGAAUUCCAUCUUAGCCUGCCAUGACAACUGCAAGACACAGCUCUACAUUGAUGACUUGUGGGUUGAGUUUAUUGAGUUGGACAUCGAAGACCCUGAUGAAAAGAACAGAGCCUCAGACACUGACAGGCUCCUGAGUGAAGAUCAUCUGAAAUCUCACAGCUCCUUGGGAGUGAAGGAUGAUGAUUCUGGACGGGCCAGUUGUUGUGAACCAGAUAUUCCAGAGACAGACUUCAGCGCAAGCGACACGUGUGAUGCCACAUCUGACAGUGAUCAAUUCAAAAAGGCUACUGAAAAAGAAGAGGAUCUCUUGUGCCUUGACAGGCAAGAUAAUGAUGAGUCACUUCCAAGCCUUGCCAACACAGACCUGCAACGCCAGCAUAGGAGUACUCAGUCUGAAAACAGCCACCUGUGGGCACCUUUUGGAGAGAGCAUUGAGUCACCCCGUCCGUCAGUCCAUACCCAGAUGAGUAACCAGAAUUCACUAGCAAGUACUGACUUUUACGCUCAAGUGAGUGAUAUUACUCCAGCAGGCAGGGUUGUACUUUCACCAGGGCAGAAAUCCAAGCUGGGAAGAGCACAGCGUGAAGGCUGCAUAGAACAAAACUUCACCAUGGACAACACCUAUUUCUGUGAGGCAGAUGUGAAAAAAUGCAUUGCUGUGACUUCCCACGAAGAGAAUGAGCCACGUGUUCAGGAACAAGGCUAUAAUGAAGAUGGUUACUUCACCACAGAAAGCCUUACCACUACUGUUGCCAAUCUUGGAGCUUCAACAGCAGCACCCCCAAGUUCAGAGAUGCCUGUGGCAGACUAUACGUCCAUCCACAUCGUUCAGUCUCCACAAGGCCUUGUGCUCAAUGCCACCGCGCUGCCGGUGCCAGACAAGGAAUUCAACGUAUCUUGUGGCUACGUGAGCACAGACCAGCUGAAUAAAAUCAUGCCAUAGCUCUUUUUUUCACUAGGCGUGUGUUGUGUUUCACAGCAGAGAGUCAGUUUUGGGCUUGUAUGCUGGAACCAAAAUGAAGUCUAAAAGUUUUUUGUGGUUCCUAUAAUUUUAUCUGAAAUGUUGCAGCGUAAAAUAUACAUCAAAAUAUUCCUAUUGUGUUCUGUAAAUAUUAUCUAUGAAUUUGUCUUGAGGCUGUUUUGUCUUGUUCUUGUGGGUGUUGAUUUUUGUGAAAUUAAACAUUGAAAUUACUGUUUAAUGUACAGUAAAUUGUGCAUUUUGAUAAAGCUAAAAAUCAGGUGGUUUAAAGUGUAAGAAUUUAGGAAAAAACUGCUGUUGGCAGAGUUCUUUAUAUUAAUAGUUGGGAACUGAUCAUAAAAGUGAAAACACAAAAGUAGCUUGACUAAAUAACACAUCUAUUUUGAUUUCUAUAAAUUGGUAAAAUAUAUUUUAAUACUUUGGUCGUAAAACCAUAAAUUUUUUCUAUUACACCAAAUAUUGUUGUUCAAUUAUGGUGACCCAUUUAAGUAAUGUAAUUGCUGCAGUCCUAAAAAGGAGUUUUCUGUUUUUUAAAAUUUUGUUCAUAGCUAAAAGAAAAAUAGGUUUUUACAGAGCCAUUUUAUACCUCCAAAGAAACCUAUAUAAAAUUUUGGAAUAUUGUAGAAACUUAAAAGUAACUGAUUCUAUUACUUUCUUAUGGUAACUACUAUAGAAAUAUACAUGCAAUUUAAAGUUCUAUGUAAAAUUUUAAAAUAUACAACAUACUUGGGCAAAUUAUUCUGUUCCUCGUCAGAUUCUAGUUAAUGGUAAUAAUAAUACACUUUUUAUAAACAAAAUCUUGUUGACCACAGUAUUAAAACACUGUGCAACUAAAUUUUCACUGAAUAUUUUUGAGAACACGUGAAUAAGCUCUGAUAACUUAGCAGCAUAGUAUCUUCAUAUUUGACCAACUUCUGAAGCCCUUCCAGAGCCAAAGGUAUCAUUAUUACAUUUAUUUUUUGGUGCCACAUAAAGUCUUUAUUUAAAAAAAAUAAAUUAAGGACUUCAGAAGUUAGCCAGCAGUUAAUUUUUAAAUAUAUAACAGGAUUAAAAUACUUCAGUGGAACAAGGGGAUCAAGUGCUGUAUUGUUCAAAUGUGGUUUUUGUUUUUGGAGCCUAACAGCAUCUCCUCUGACCGUGUUAGGCACCCUUUCAGAAGGAAAGGAGGGAAAACUGAAACUCAGUGGGGAAGCUCUCUUUGUUCUUGCAUAUGUUAAGAGCCUGACAGAGCUUUGCAAUUAAUUCUUAUUGUGUCAGGAGUUACCUUCCUAAGCCGUGGUUUCAUCACAGCAGGGUUCUUCUUAGAAGGCAAAUAGGAACAUUCAUUUCUUUACUCUGACCUGAACAGAAGUGUAUGAUGUGCAACAAAUUCAGGUCUUGCAUAUGAUGUCUCCAACUGAACUCACUGAUGCUCUUUUUGUGACCAAGUGCUACACAACUGGGCCCAACUACUGGGUGGGAUUUUUAAGUUUAGCACGUACUUUAUGGUAAAUGUGCAUUAGAUAUUCUGCUAAUUUGCUGCUAUAAUUUUCUAACAGCUGCAUUAUUUAGUUUCAUAUAAAAUUUCAUAGAUGGUAGACACUAAUGCAAGUAAUGCCUUUGUGUGUGUUUGAAAGAAGUUUCUUACUCUGUUUCUAUUGCCAAAAAUAGUUAAAUACCUCAGUCAAACUCAGAAUGUCAUUUUGGUACUUUACUGGUCACACAAGCCAUGAUAUGCCGGUCAGAAAAUGUGUCUUUCAGUUUCUAUUUAACUUUCUCUAUGUUAGUGUUUUGUUUGUUUUUCUCAAAGUUUAAUAAAUGUAUUGUCUUUGAUUUGUC
Camarhynchus parvulus is the source of this 4293-nucleotide messenger RNA. It is a transcript of the gene GHR, whose product is annotated as growth hormone receptor. Gene Ontology annotation, molecular function: cytokine receptor activity; protein binding. The coding region runs from base 604 to 2439 and encodes 611 amino acids. The transcript has 12 exons. NCBI's taxonomy places the organism in Eukaryota, Metazoa, Chordata, Aves, Passeriformes, Thraupidae. Gene Ontology annotation, cellular component: membrane. The record is from RefSeq and is a predicted model, not a curated record.